AUGAAGCAGAUCGGUGUCGUCCGCGAAGCGGUUAUGCAGGUAGAAAAGAGAGGGGGUGCGGAGGUGGGCUACUGCAGGGACCUGAGCCACGUCACUGCCUUGUUCCUCCUUUAUCUGCCUGAGGAGGACAUAUUCUGGGCACUGGCCCAGCUGCUGGCUGCUGAGAGGCACUCCCUCUCGGGAUUCCACAGCCCAAAUAUCACAAGGGUCCAGGGACUCCAAGACCACCAGGAACAUGUGGCACCCACGUCAUACCGCAAGACCAUGAGGCACGCAGACAAGGAAGGGCUACGUGUUCAGGGUUCCUCAUUAGGUUGGUUUCUUUGGAGCUUGAUCGAUAGGAUCUCUCUCGGGCUCACCCUGAGCCUUUGGGACGUGUAUUUGUUAGAAGUGGAACAGGUGUUGAUGCCAAUGGCACUCACUGUCUUUAAGGUUCGGAGGACACCUCAUGAAGAUGUCCAGCGGUGGCCGUGGGCAUGUUUUCAGGACCAGUUCUCCCAUACCUGGGCCCUGGAUGACGAUGCAGUUCUCAGACACCCUCGGACCUCUAUGAGGAAACUAACAAGGAAGCGUGGGGACCUGCCACCCCCAGCCAAACCCGAGCAAGGGUCCUUGACACCCAGGCCUGUGCUGGCUUCAGCUGGCAGGAAGACCCUCUGGCAGGGGGAUAGGCAGGCCCCUCGGCCACCAACCUGGUUCCAGUGGCCCAUUUGGUCAGCUUCCCCGCCAUGGGCACCUCGUCCUUUCACACCCCAUCCUGAUGGGACUGUCCACGAGGCCAAGGCCCCACUGGGGACUCAGAGUGUGCCCAGUCUGGCCCUGGCUCAUGGGGGACCUCGGGUUUCCUGGAGGUUCCUCCAGUGGAACUCCAUGCCACGGCUUCCUAUGAAUUUGGAUGUGGGGGGCCCUUGUUGCCCCCAUUAUGAUUUUGAACAGAGCUGCUGGGUCCAAUCCGUGGGUGGCACAGUUUCCCAGGAGGACCGGCUGGCCCCCUGCUGGCAGGCUGAUCACACUGCGGAGGGGCUGAGAUUGGCUUUCACUGCACUGAGUCACAAUGUGGACACGGACUUGCCGGCCCUGCAGGGCACACAGCACUGCUUCCGACCAGGGCACCUCAUUUACAGCGAGAGACGUGCAGCAACUCAACAGGAAGACGCCUUCACUGCCCAAUGCCAAGGUUAUGGGGAGGACGUGGCAUCUUCAGCAGUGGGGAAGGAGUUGCACUGUGCCAGCCUCACCCUGGCCACUGUCUGCCCUAGUGACUUAGAGCCCAGCUCAGGAUAUCUUAGCUCCUUACAUGACCCCAUCAUCUGUCUCCUCGAGGGGAGUGCAGCACAAGGGCAGGGAACUCGGUCAGUCUCUGGAUAUAUCUCCAGUGUCUCAUUUCCCAGGGUCCUGGGAGAGGGACAGCUGUCUUGUGGAUUGUCCUUCUUCAUCUGUGUAUUGAGCACAUACUCUGUGCUGGACGCCCUCUAG
This is a messenger RNA of Cercocebus atys (sooty mangabey), 1476 nucleotides long. Its product is annotated as TBC1 domain family member 3C-like protein ENSP00000341742. Lineage: Eukaryota; Metazoa; Chordata; Mammalia; Primates; Cercopithecidae. The record is from RefSeq and is a predicted model, not a curated record.